ACGAUUCUGCGAUUCUGUGUCGUGUUUCCAGCCGGUUGUGUUUGACAGUAGGACCGCUUUCCGCUGGAGUGACGUGGUUAGGUGAAGAAAAGGGAGUUUCUGUGUUGGAUUUCAUCUCGGUUUUUAUUUUCAGCUGUUGUAUUUUUUAAUAUACCAUUUUCAUCAGCCGCUGUUAAAGGAGCAGGGAAGCUACAUUUGUAGAUACUUAGGUCGAGAUCCUGGGGUGAUAGACAGGAGAGAAACGAAGUGCCUAGAGCGAGCGAGAGAAGAAGAAUCAGAUUCGGGGUUGUUGUGAUUGUCAGGGUGACUCGCCAUGAAGCUGUACAGCCUGAGUGUUCUCCAUAAAGGGGCUUCCAAAGCCAACCUCCUCAAAGCAGCCUAUGACUUGUCCUCUUUCAGCUUCUUUCAGAGGUCCAGUGUGCAAGAGUUCAUGACCUUUACCAGCUCCUUGAUUGUGGAACGUUCAUCGCAUGGAAGCCGGGCAUCUGUCAAGGAACAAGAGUACCUGUGCCACGUGUACGUGCGUAAUGACUCGCUGAGCGCAGUGGUGAUCGCUGACAACGAGUACCCUUCCAGAGUCUGCUUCACUCUGCUCGAUAAGGUAUUAGAUGAAUUCUCCAAGCAGGUGGAUAGGAUAGACUGGCCUUCUGGCUCGCCAACUACAAUCAACUACACCGCACUAGACGGCUACCUCGCCAAAUACCAGAAUCCUCGGGAGGCUGAUGCUAUGUCCAAAGUACAGGCAGAGUUGGACGAAACCAAAAUCAUUCUGCACAACACAAUGGAGUCCUUGUUGGAGAGGGGUGAGAAGCUGGAUGAUUUAGUCCAGAAGUCUGAACACUUGGGAAACCAAUCCAAAGCCUUUUACAAAACUGCUCGCAAGCAAAACUCGUGUUGUGAGAUCAUGUGAUCCUCCUCACCAGGCCCACUGGACCUACUGAUCUCUGACUAUCAAGCCUUCUUAACAUUCAGAACCGAGCCUCGAGCACACAGGACACGAGAGCAGACACUUAACAAACAAUUAUUUGACAUCUGUCUUUUACUUCCGAGAGCCUUAAAAACUAGGGGAGGCCAGUGUGAGAGAUUUUUUUAUCUGAUUUAAGAACAUUAAAAUGAUUUUAAAUUAAUUCCUUAAAUGCAAAGGGGGCUGAUUUGAAAGAGUGCGCCACAUUCCUGCAAGUUUGUUUGUUUGUUUGUUUGUUUUUUUGUUCUUCCUAUUGGCGGUUUUAACUGUGUUCAAUACUAUAUCAGAUUCUGUAUUCAUCACUACAAAGGUGUUGCCUAGAGCAUUAGCUUGCCCAUUUACCCAGUUUCCUGUUUGAAUUGCAGUGAUGUACUUGGCAGAUAAUUUGUAUUUGUUGUAUGUUUAGUUUUUUUAAUUGCUCUGCACAAUGGAAAUUGUUGUUCAUUAAGUUAAUCUGGCAAGCAGGAAAUCUUUCUAAGUAUAAAUGCUUUAUUAAAAGCCACGUUACUUACCUAUCUCUUAAACUAGCCUCUUGUCUUGCAUAUUGCGGUUUAGUCCAAGUAGCUUGAUGAUGUCAUUGCUUUACAGAAGUGAAGUGGAUUAUCUGCUCAUAGUUAGGAUGGCAAGAAUUAAAACACUGAUACAUCUUUCCCACACGCACACGACAUCUGGAUCGUUGCAUAAUGCAGCUUGUGUGUGCUUUCACUGCAGAUGCAAUCUUUACCAUGAUAGUCCUUUUACAAGCAUACAUGUUUUAUUAUAAAUCAAACACACACUGUUGAAGCCUGCAAUGUAGAACAUAAUUUGUAUGAUUUUAUUUAAUCUGUUUUUCCAUUUUAUGUCCUCAUUUAUUAGUUUUUGCAAACAUGGAGUUUUGGCAAGCAUAUUUUACUAUACCAUGGAUCACCAGCAUAUUUUACUAACUCUGAGCAUGGUGGAAUUUCUGUAGCCCAGUAUAAAAAUGACCACUAGAGGUGUGCACCAUUAAUUUCUUAACCACUGAAACUGUAAUUUUAAAUAUUGCAGACAAACUUGUGGUCUCGGUGAAAAAUAAAUUACCGGUGCACACUCCCAGUGGACUUCUUUUAAAACUGGCUUAAUUUUACAAAUUUCAGCUUGCCCAAUGUCCAGGAGAACAGCAAGAGCAAUAUAUGAUGAUAAAGGACACGCAUAAUGGUAACAUUAACAGAUAAAAACAGAGUAAUGCAAAUCCACUCAAAUCUAUUUUCUUACCUUGCACAGUAUUGAAGCUGAAGAUCUUUUCUUCUUUGUUUUCUAUUCUAUUCUUGUUUUUUUUCUUACAAGUUAUCUUAAGCAAUUUGCAAGGAAGUCACUUCAUUCUUUCAAAUCGGUCCCCUGAUCCUCUCUGUUCGGGACUGUUUCCCUGAGCUGGACCUGUUCAAAUCUCUUUCAAACCAGACUGGUCUCUACAUGCAUAGAUACACUGUUUAAAAUAUUGAAGAAAAGUAAUCUUGUGUAGCUAUAAUUAACUAAUUGUGUUUUUGGGGUUGUCCAAUUCAUUAAUUCCUUUUUUGCAAAAAAAGUUUUUUUUUCUGUUACCAAUGAAAACUCAUGACAGCCUGCAAUCCCUCACAUUUUUCGUGUCUGAAUAUUCUUUCAAAUCAUACCUAUUCCAUCAUUUUUUAUUUAGAGUAAAAAUGGAAGUUACCACAGAGAAAUAUCUUAGGAGUACAAUUAACCACUGUAUCCCACUGGAAUUCCGUUCUAAGCAUAAUCAUUUUAUUUAAAACCUGGUGGUAUAGUACGGUCUACAGUAAGGUUGAUCCAUUCUGAAGGCAGCCUCUUUGAAUAUUCAAAGGUCUCUCCCAGCAACCAGCUUUUCUGGGGUGUGUGGGGGUUGAUUUACUUUUUUUUAAUUUUUUUUUUAAUGAUGGUUAAGUGCAUCAGCACAAAAUUAGAUUGUUACAAAUGUUAUCGUCGAGAAACAUUUUAAAGGAAGAUACAUUGCAGGACCUAGCUGAUCUUUUUUUUUUUUUUUUUUCCCAUUAAUUAUGUGAUGAUUCCAGCAAGAGGCUUAACAAAAACUCCAUGUAUUUCUGCUGUCAGUUCCUGUGUAAUUUGGCUGUGUGUGUGUGUUUGGUGUCUGUAAGCGUGUGUGUGCGUGACUGUACUUACUAAUGGACAGUGUUUGUGACAUGGGCACAAUGCCCCAGUACUAUUGCUGUUAAAUUGUAUGUGCUGUGUGCAAUAUUUUUACACUCUUGCUAUUCUGGUGUCUGCUUUACAAUCUUGUGCCCAUAGGCUUUCAUUAAAGUCUUCUGGAUUGUUAAAGAGCAUGUGUAGAAAAUGGUGCCUCUACCAGGCCUUGCAGUGACCAGUUGACUCCGGGUGGUGCCAAUGUCAACCAUAAACUUGGACUGCAAACAGCCUGAAACACGGGUUGAAUCGGAAACAUUUUUCAAUUCCAAAACUGGUCACAUUGUUCAGCUGCAAAUUUUGAGAUCUAUCUUUAGGUAUUGCUUGAAGCUGAAAAAAGACUGAAAUAUUGUAUAAUUUAAAAAGUUGUGGAAAGACAAUCGAUUCCCUUUGGAUAGCAGUUUGAGCCAUUCCAGAGAUUACACUGCGUGUACAUACAUUUGAGUUUGUGCACUGAGGCUCAGACAAUUCUGUAAUACAAUGAGUUUGGUGGUCUGCAUCAAAAGGAGAGACCGAAGUCUGGUCAAUGCUCAUUUCAUGAGCAUCAAAUGACUACAUUUGAUGUCAUUCACAACUGUUGCUGGACCCCUAUGUGAAUCUCUUUUGAGAAGUUAAAGGAAGUGUGUGGGCACAAGGUCAUAUCACAGCAGAGUUAACUUUACUCCGUUUGGGAAUUGUACCACCAUUUUGUUCUCGUUUUUUUUUUUCUGCUUGGAAAAGACUGUUUGGUUCCAUAGCAUUUAACACCAGAGAAAGUAAUCUUUUAAACUUACCCAAAUUCUGAUCUUCAUGGUAUCUGUAAACCAAAAAAAAAAUCCAUUCUAUUAAUCUACAUUUUCAUUUUCCCCCUUUCUAUAACCAAGCUAAUUUGUAAAUGUGCUUUAUGUAGAUAAUUUAUUGUCAUUUUCAGAUAGUUAUCACUGAAAACCUGUCAGUAAAAAAUAUUAAUUAAAAAAAAAAAGUUUAUUUUAAUAAACGUUGCCUAAUCUCUUCUCUAAUUACUGUUUACAUUAAUUGUAAUCUUGCCUAUAUAAAGUGUAUAAAGUUUGCUUUGGGAAAA
Acipenser ruthenus (sterlet) is the source of this 4181-nucleotide messenger RNA. Its product is annotated as synaptobrevin homolog YKT6. Lineage: Eukaryota; Metazoa; Chordata; Actinopteri; Acipenseriformes; Acipenseridae. Gene Ontology annotation, cellular component: Golgi apparatus. The record is from RefSeq and is a predicted model, not a curated record. The coding region runs from base 314 to 910 and encodes 198 amino acids. Gene Ontology annotation, biological process: endoplasmic reticulum to Golgi vesicle-mediated transport. The transcript has 8 exons. Gene Ontology annotation, molecular function: SNAP receptor activity.